Messenger RNA from Rhopalosiphum padi (bird cherry-oat aphid), 1113 nucleotides. Its product is annotated as RNA pseudouridylate synthase domain-containing protein 1-like. Lineage: Eukaryota; Metazoa; Arthropoda; Insecta; Hemiptera; Aphididae. Gene Ontology annotation, molecular function: RNA binding; pseudouridine synthase activity. Gene Ontology annotation, biological process: pseudouridine synthesis. Bases 84 to 989 code for a protein of 301 amino acids. The transcript has 4 exons. The record is from RefSeq and is a predicted model, not a curated record.
UUAAUAGUCUAUCGUUUGAUAAUGAUGGGUAUUGUAAUUUUGAUUUAUAACGUAAAAGUUUUAAAUUUUACUCCUAUGUUAAAAUGAUAUUCGAAAUUUUAAUUAAUUAUUUCAUGACAUUAAUUAACUUAGUCGUCACCAAGCUUGGUUUACGUGAUUCCGACAACAUCGACGUAGAAAUCGUGUACAAGUCAAAAGAUUUUAUUAUUGUCAACAAACCUGAAGACAUAUUUACAAAUAAUCAUAACAAAGCAGUUAGUAUAAUAUUACCUCCAGUAUAUUGUAAUUAUAUAAAAAAAAAAAAACACGUAAUCGAUACAGUGAGGCCGUCCUUGGAUGUAUUACUUGGAAAGAAAUAUCCACAUUUGGUGAACAGCAAAUUAGAACACAGUUUCUAUUUUGUCCACAGGUUAGACUUUGUGACCAGUGGUAUAUUAUGUAUUGCUCUAAACAAACAAGCGUGCGCCAAAGCUUCGGGUGCAAUGCAAAAAAGAAUAUCCCGAAAAUAUUACAUAGCAUUGGUCAGAGGACACGUGUCUAAAGACCAUUUGGAAUUGACCAACUCUAUUGGAUACUGUGCGAGAGAAGUGGACGGAAAUCGAAAAAUGUGCACUAUUGACGAAGAGUGUUGCACCGAACCUCGAGACGCACACACUCGGCUAAUAGUGUUGGAGCGUGGCGUGUAUAUGUCGUAUCCCGCGACUAAAGUUCUGUUACAGCUCGUCACUGGUAGACGUCAUCAGAUUCGGGUGCACUGUUCAACGAUUGGCCACACGAUCAUCGGUGAUUACACGUACAGCGAUCGCAAAGACACGAGUCCGUGCCGGACGUUUCUUCACUCCUACAGACUGGAACUGGGUGUCGACGGCAUAAACGUCCAGACGAACGACCCAUUUACCAAAGCCAAACUUAAUGAUUUAUGGAUCCCGGUGGAAUACAUCAACAGAGCGGGAGAUGAUUGUUUUCGACUGUUUAGUAACUGUAGCUGACAUAUAUAAAAUGUGAUUUCAUAGUAUCAUACCAUGUAUUUAUGUACAUAUCAGUAUAAAGACUGUUUUAUUAAAUAUAUUGGUACCUAUCUAUACUUACCAAAUAUAUAAUAUAAUAUAUAUA